This is a messenger RNA of Adineta ricciae, 807 nucleotides long. Lineage: Eukaryota; Metazoa; Rotifera; Eurotatoria; Adinetida; Adinetidae. The record is from the annotation of a GenBank genome assembly.
AUGAAGUUCUUUCUCAUAUGUACUCUGAUCGGAAUCAUUUCAAUCGACGCAAACACAUUUACGACAGUUUCACAUCGAACAAAGAAUGUUUUCGCACUUUUGAUUAUUGAUGUUCAAUACUGCUUUAUUAAUGGUUCAUUAGCAUUAUCAAAUAGUCCUGCUCAACACAAUGGUGCUGAUGUUAUUCCAUCGAUCAAUCAUUUAAUUCAAACAGCACCAUUCGAUGUCAUUACUUAUUCAUUAGAUUGGCAUCCAGUUAAUCAUAUAUCGUUUAUUGAUAAUCUUCACGAUCGGAGAGAAUAUUUAACCGAUGAAAAGCAUCAAACUUCGAAAGUGUUUGACAAAGUUACUUAUACUGGUCCAAAACAUGAAACCGAACAAGUUCUAUGGCCAACGCAUUGCGUAGAAAAUACGAAAGAAGCUCAAUUACAUGACGAUCUUAUUCAUUUACCAGAAAGUCCAAACGUAAUUUACAUUCGCAAAGGAACUGACCCGGAUAUCGACAGUUACUCGGCAUUUGCUGAUAAUAAUCGAAAUCACAUGACUCCAUUACAUAAAAAAUUACAAUCUCAAAACGUCACACAUGUGUUUGUCACUGGUUUAGCUUUGGACUAUUGUGUAGGAUCAACAGCCAUCGAUGCAGCUCUAUUUAAUUACAAAACGUAUGUCAUCGAAGAUGCAUGUCGAGGUGUUGAUCAACGAUCCAUCAAUGCACGAUACACUCAAUUCCUAGAUUAUGGAAUUCAAGUCGUUCAUUCGAAUGAAGUCAUGGAUAUCAUGGACGAUAUAAACAAUACAUGUUUCUGA